AAAAUCACAACAUCAUCCAUGUUUCUGACAUGGGCUGAACCAUUUGGAAAUAGAUCUUUCUUUAAACUUAACUGGACUGAUGAGAAUUUGGACUUGAACAGAAAUGCAAUAGAAACUAAUAACACUUCCUAUCACAUCACUGAUCUGACUGCUGGAGUCAAUUACACAUUCUGCAUCACUGCUGUGGCAGCAGAUAAAUCAACAGAAGGAGAAACUGUCUGCAUCUCAAACUACACCAAGCCAAAUGUGAUCAAGAAUCUUGUGUCUGAAAUCACAACAUCAUCUGUGUUUCUGACAUGGGAUGAACCAGUUGGAAAUAAAUCUUUCUUUAAAGUUCAGUGGGCUGAUGAUAAAACAGAUGCAACUACUAACACUUCCUAUCACAUCACUGGUCUGACUGCUGGAGUCAAUUACACAUUCUGCAUCACUGCUGUGGCAGCAGAUAAAUCAACAGAAGGAGAAACUGUCUGCAUCUCAAACUACACCAAGCCAAAUGUGAUCAAGAAUCUUGUGUCUGAAAUCACAACAUCAUCUGUGUUUCUGACAUGGGAUGAACCAGUUGGAAAUAAAUCUUUCUUUAAAGUUCAGUGGGCUGAUGAUAAAACAGAUGCAACUACUAACACUUCCUAUCACAUCACUGGUCUGACUGCUGGAGUCAAUUACACAUUCUGCAUCACUGCUGUGGCAGCAGAUAAAUCAACAGAAGGAGAAACUGUCUGCAUCUCAAACUACACCAAGCCAAAUGUGAUCAAGAAUCUUGUGUCUGAAAUCACAACAUCAUCUGUGUUUCUGACAUGGGAUGAACCAGUUGGAAAUAAAUCUUUCUUUAAAGUUCAGUGGGCUGAUGAUAAAACAGAUGCAACUACUAACACUUCCUAUCACAUCACUGGUCUGACUGCUGGAGUCAAUUACACAUUCUGCAUCACUGCUGUGGCAGCAGAUAAAUCAACAGAAGGAGAAACUGUCUGCAUCUCAAACUACACCAAGCCAAAUGUGAUCAAGAAUCUUGUGUCUGAAAUCACAACAUCAUCUGUGUUUCUGACAUGGGAUGAACCAGUUGGAAAUAAAUCUUUCUUUAAAGUUCAGUGGGCUGAUGAUAAAACAGAUGCAACUACUAACACUUCCUAUCACAUCACUGGUCUGACUGCUGGAGUCAAUUACACAUUCUGCAUCACUGCUGUGGCAGCAGAUAAAUCAACAGAAGGAGAAACUGUCUGCAUCUCAAACUACACCAAGCCAAAUGUGAUCAAGAAUCUUGUGUCUGAAAUCACAACAUCAUCUGUGUUUCUGACAUGGGAUGAACCAGUUGGAAAUAAAUCUUUCUUUAAAGUUCAGUGGGCUGAUGAUAAAACAGAUGCAACUACUAACACUUCCUAUCACAUCACUGGUCUGACUGCUGGAGUCAAUUACACAUUCUGCAUCACUGCUGUGGCAGCAGAUAAAUCAACAGAAGGAGAAACUGUCUGCAUCUCAAACUACACCAAGCCAAAUGUGAUCAAGAAUCUUGUGUCUGAAAUCACAACAUCAUCUGUGUUUCUGACAUGGGAUGAACCAGUUGGAAAUAAAUCUUUCUUUAAAGUUCAGUGGGCUGAUGAUAAAACAGAUGCAACUACUAACACUUCCUAUCACAUCACUGGUCUGACUGCUGGAGUCAAUUACACAUUCUGCAUCACUGCUGUGGCAGCAGAUAAAUCAACAGAAGGAGAAACUGUCUGCAUCUCAAACUACACCAAGCCAAAUGUGAUCAAGAAUCUUGUGUCUGAAAUCACAACAUCAUCUGUGUUUCUGACAUGGGAUGAACCAGUUGGAAAUAAAUCUUUCUUUAAAGUUCAGUGGGCUGAUGAUAAAACAGAUGCAACUACUAACACUUCCUAUCACAUCACUGGUCUGACUGCUGGAGUCAAUUACACAUUCUGCAUCACUGCUGUGGCAGCAGAUAAAUCAACAGAAGGAGAAACUGUCUGCAUCUCAAACUACACCAAGCCAAAUGUGAUCAAGAAUCUUGUGUCUGAAAUCACAACAUCAUCUGUGUUUCUGACAUGGGAUGAACCAGUUGGAAAUAAAUCUUUCUUUAAAGUUCAGUGGGCUGAUGAUAAAACAGAUGCAACUACUAACACUUCCUAUCACAUCACUGGUCUGACUGCUGGAGUCAAUUACACAUUCUGCAUCACUGCUGUGGCAGCAGAUAAAUCAACAGAAGGAGAAACUGUCUGCAUCUCAAACUACACCAAGCCAGAUGUAAUCAGGAAUUUCACAGUGUCUAAAAUCACAACAUCAUCCAUGUUUCUGACAUGGGCUGAACCAUUUGGAAAUAGAUCUUUCUUUAAACUUAACUGGACUGAUGAGAAUUUGGACUUGAACAGAAAUGCAAUGGAAACUAAUAACACUUCCUAUGACAUCACUGAUCUGACUGCUGGAGUCAAUUACACAUUCUGCAUCACUGCUGUGGCAGCAGAUCAAUCAACAGAAGGAGAAACUGUCUGCAUUUCACAAUUUACCAAACCAGAUGUGAUCAGGAAUCUCAGAGUGAACAAUUUCACAACAUCAUCUGUGUUUCUGAGAUGGGAUGAACCAGUUGGAAAUAAAUCUUUCUUUAAAGUUCAGUGGGCUGAUGAUAAAACAGAUGCAACUACUAAUACUUCCUAUAACAUCACUGGUCUGACUGCUGGAGUCAGUUACACAUUCUGCAUCACUGCUGUGGCAGCAAAUCAAUCAACAGAAGGAGAAACUGUCUGUAUCUCACAAUUCACUAAGCCAGAUGUGAUCAGGAAUCUCAGAGUGACCAAUUUCACAACAUCAUCUGUGUUUCUGACAUGGGAUGAACCAGUUGGAAAUAGAUCUUUCUUUAAACUUCAGUGGGCUGAUGAUAAAACAAAUAAAACUACUACUAACACUUCCUAUCACAUCACUGGUCUGACUGCUGGAGUCAAUUACACAUUCUGCAUCACUGCUGUGGCAGCAGAUCAAUCAACAGAAGGAGAAACUGUCUGCAUCUCACAAUUCACAAAACCAGAUGUGAUCAGGAAUCUCAGAGUGAACAAUUUCACAACAUCAUCUGUGUUUCUGAGAUGGGAUGAACCAGUUGGAAAUAGAUCUUUCUUUAAACUUCACCGGACUGAUGAUAAAACAAAUAAAACUACUACUAACACUUCCUAUCACAUCACUGGUCUGACUGCUGGAGUCAAUUACACAUUCUGCAUCACUGCUGUGGCAGCAGAUCAAUCAACAGAAGGAGAAACUGUCUGCAUCUCACAAUUCACAAAGCCAGAUGUGAUCAGGAACCUCAGAGUGAACAAUAUCACAACAUCAUCUGUGUUUCUGAGAUGGGAGGAACCAUUCGGACAUAGAUCUUUCUUUAAACUUCACCGGAGUGAUGAUAAAACAAAUAAAACUACUACUAACACUUCCUAUAACAUCACUGGUCUGACUGCUGGAGUCAAUUACACAUUCUGCAUCACUGCUGUGGCAGCAGAUCAAUCAACAGAAGGAGAAACUGUCUGCAUCUCACAAUUCACAAAGCCAGAUAUGAUCAUAAAUCUAACAGUGUCUGAAAUCACACCAUCAUCUGUGUUUCUGACAUGGGAUGAACCAGUUGGAUAUAGAUCUUUCUUUAAAAUUCAGUGGACGGGUGAUAAAACAAACGGAAGUUCAACAACUAGUAACACUUCUUAUCACAUCACUGAUCUGACUGCUGGAGUCAAUUACACAUUUAUCAUCACAGCUGUUGCAGCAGAUAAAUCAACAGAAGGAGAAUCAGUGGUUACCUCAAAAUAUACUAAGCCUGACGUCAUAAUGAACCUCACAGCUGAUGAUAUUACAACAUCCUCUGUCUUACUAAACUGGACUAAACCGAAUGGUCAAAGCUUCCGUUAUCGUGUAGAAUAUGAAGAUAAGAAUGUGAUGACUGAAAACACCUCCAUCAAAAUAAAUGAUCUGAUUCCUGGAGCGCAGUACACAUUCAGAGUGUUUGCAGUUGCAGCUGAUCAUGUGACCGAGGGAAGAGCCAAUCAGAUUUCACUGUAUACCAAGCCAGGUGUGAUCAGGAAUCUCAAAAUUACUGAAAUCACAACAUCAUCUGUGUUUCUAAAAUGGAAUGAAACAGUUGGAAGUAGAUCUUUCUUUAACCUUAAUUGGAGUGAUGGUAAAACAUCCAACCAUACAAUAACCAAUAACACAUGGUAUAACAUCACUGGUCUGACUGCUGGAGUCAGUUACACAUUCUGCAUCACUGCUGUGGCAGCCGACAAUUCAACAGAAGGAGAAACUGUCUGUAUCUCAAACUAUACCAAGCCAGAUGUGAUCAAGAAACUCAGAGUGACUGAUGUCACAAAAUCUUCUGUGUAUCUGACAUGGAAUGAACCAGCUGGAAAUAGAGAUUUUUUUAGAAUUCAAUGGAGUGAGAAAAGGAAGUAUGUAACAACUAAUAACACUUCAUAUCACAUCACUGAUCUGACUGCUGGAGUCAAUUACACAUUCUGCAUCACUGCUGUGGCAGCAGAUCAAUCAACAGAAGGAGAAACUGUCUGCAUCUCACAAUUUACCAAUUCCCCUGAGUCUAACAUUCCACUGAUUGUUGGCGUAGUGUUGGCAGUGAUCUGUUUUCUCUUCAUCAUUACUCUCAUUCUCUUCUUCUAUUCAAGAAGACAAACCAAAAAACAAUGUCCCGACAUCCCUGUACACACCAUUAGCAAUAAAAUUAAUAUUGCUUUGAGAAUAGAAGAUUAUGAAGAAUACUUUAAGCAGAAACAUAAGGAUUCCAACUGUGGUUUUGCUGAAGAUGAAUGA
Messenger RNA from Sinocyclocheilus anshuiensis, 4785 nucleotides. RefSeq names its product receptor-type tyrosine-protein phosphatase eta-like. Gene Ontology annotation, cellular component: signaling receptor complex. The record is from RefSeq and is a predicted model, not a curated record. Bases 19 to 4785 code for a protein of 1588 amino acids. The transcript is spliced from 23 exons. NCBI's taxonomy places the organism in Eukaryota, Metazoa, Chordata, Actinopteri, Cypriniformes, Cyprinidae. Gene Ontology annotation, molecular function: protein binding. Gene Ontology annotation, biological process: peptidyl-tyrosine dephosphorylation involved in inactivation of protein kinase activity.